Messenger RNA from Heterocephalus glaber (naked mole-rat), 4057 nucleotides. The record is from RefSeq and is a predicted model, not a curated record. Lineage: Eukaryota; Metazoa; Chordata; Mammalia; Rodentia; Bathyergidae.
GGCAGAAACUCAAGGUCAAUCUCUUCUAGGAGUCAUUCCCAAUCUCGAGCCCAUUUAGAGGAAAGUGGUUCACUCUGAUAACAUCUAAGGGGCUGGUCCGGAGACAAGACCCUGCAAAUGGAUCCCUCCUGACCAUCGAGGGACGAGGACCCGAAACCACACAUGAAGCCGCCACGCAAAGCGCACCCAGGGUCCAACCGGUUCUAACGCGGCACCCGGACUCCCCUCCCCCGGGCCCGGCGAGAUUACCGCUCCUCUCGCGAGAGUACGGGCCAGGCCAGCUCCCGGCGGCCCAGGGACAUAGACUCCAGACCGCUCCCCCUCCCGCGCAGCUGGGAGAGGCGCGCGCGGUAAGGCGGUAGCGGGAGCGGCGGCGGCGCGCACGCGCAGGCAUAACUACUCCACAGCUCCAGGAUGGCAGUCCAGUUCCGUUCACUCUUUCCCUUGGCGUUGCCCGGAAUGCUGGCGCUCCUCGGCUGGUGGUGGUUUUUCUUGCGUAAAAAACAGGUCAGCAGCAGUGAAGAGCAGGCAGAGUCUGGAGCUGUGGCAUUAAGGGCUGGCCCUGCCACCGUGGAACUGCUCCCCAUGGAAGAGGCUUGUCCAACAGUCGUGUUCAUGCCCCCCAGUGUCAUACAGCUGACAGGACAAGACGAGUCCACUGCAAGCGAGCCUUCUAUGGAGCCCCCAGCCUUGCUACAGACGAACCUGCCCCAUCGCAGGGCAGAGUCCUCGGGCAGCCUGCCUGACAGCACUGACUCGAGGUCCCAAGCGAACAGCCCAAAGGUGGAGCUAGCUGUGAUGGGUGACGAGGCCAGAUCUGUCCCACUGGCAUGUCCCCUCACAUUCCCCCAUGAAACGGUGCAGGUGUAUAAGCGAGAGCCUGCACUCGGUAGAGUCCCUGCCACAGAGAAGCAUGGUCCUGGGGAGAAAGCACGAGACAGAGAGAUGGGUGGGGCUGAGGGGACCGGCGAUGCGGUGCUGGGGGGAGAGGUGCUGGACGAGGGUCUGCUGCCCCAGGAGUGUGUCUUAGAACUGGAGAACAACAAGGCCCUCGGCCCACCCCUGGUGGUCGGGGCAGUCGGAGCCUUAUCAAAAGGAGAGUGUGCAGUCUGGAAGUCGUUAAGUGGUGUUGUGGAGCCUGCUCCUGCAGAGCUGGCGAGGGAGGAGGAGACGCCAGCACCCCAGAUCACAGGUGGCAAAGCCAGGGAUAAAGACCUGGUAGAAAGGGGCAAAGAGGAGGCCUUGGAUGACAACAAGAAGAUCGAACAGGCCGCCUCCCAGAUCAUCUCCCAGGUGAUCUUGAAAGCCACUGAAGAGGUCCUGGCCACCACUGUGGGGAAGACUGCAGAGCUGGUGGAUCAGGCUGCGGCCGUUCAGCCCCAAGGGCAGCAAGAGGAGAAGAACUGUGCCCCAGUCAGCCAGGAAACUGUCUCGGGGCAAGACGGUGUGGAGCCCACUCCCGCCACAGCAGGGGAAGCUGCCAGCCCACUGAGCGCUGCCCUCCCCUCACCAGGCCCGCUGGCAGGAGACCUGCCACCACCAAAGACCUAUGUGAGCUGCCUGAGCAGCCCGCUGUCCAGCCCCACCAAGGACAGGAAGCCAAAGAACUCUGCACACCCCAUCUCUCUGGCCCCCUGCCUACCACCAGACACCCCCCUCAGAGAGCCGCUGGAUGAGGCCAGCACCCCGGUGGAAGAUGCCACCUGUGUCACCUGCAUGUCAGACAGCCAGAAUGUCCCCUCAGUGGCCUCCUCGGGGCAGUGCUCAGAUUCCGUCAGCACAUCAGAGCUCGAAGACUGUUGCACAGAGACCAACUCAAGCCCCAGGGACAAGGCCAUCAUCACCCCACAGCUGCCAGACAGUACUGAGGCCUUCAGCAAUGGGCUGCUGAAGGGGGAGUUGUCAGACGUGGGGACUGAGGAUGGCUGGAGUGUGGAUGCGGAAGCCGAUCACUCGGGAGCUGUGGCCAGGCGUGGCUGCCAAAUAAGCAAGUGGGCCCGUGGCGGGCUAAAAUUAGGUUCCGACGGGAACAGCAUGGACUCGGAGAGCUGCGGGGGCGGCGGCAGGAAGACUGACAGCCUGAGCACCCAGGCCGGUUCUGACCCCAAGAAGGUCGACCUCAUCGUCUGGGAAAUCGAGGUGCCAAAGUGCCGCAUGCCUAUAAUCCCAGCACUCAGGAGGCUGAAGCAGGAAGAUUGCAAGUUUGAGGCCACCCUGGGCUACAAACACUUAGUUGGCCGGCUAAUUGGCAAGCAGGGGCGGUAUGUGAGUUUCCUGAAGCAGACCUCUGGUGCCAAGAUCUACAUCUCAACCCUGCCUUACACCCAGAACAUCCAGAUCUGCCACAUAGAAGGUUCUCAGCAUCAUGUAGACAAAGCUCUGAACUUGAUUGGGAAGAAGUUUAAGGAACUGAACCUUACCAACAUCUAUGCUCCCCCGUUGCCUUCAUUGGCACUGCCUUCUCUACCGAUGACGUCCUGGCUCAUGCUGCCUGAUGGCAUCACAGUGGAGGUGAUCGUGGUCAGCCAGGUGAACGCUGGCCACCUGUUCGUGCAGCAGCACACACACCCUACCUUCCAUGCACUGCGCAGCCUGGACCAGCAGAUGUACCUCUGCUAUUCUCAGCCCGGAAUCCCCACCUUGCCCACACCUGUGGAGAUAACGGUCAUCUGCGCUGCCCCUGGCCUGGACGGGGCCUGGUGGCGAGCCCAGGUGGUGGCCUCCUAUGAGGAGACCAACGAGGUGGAGAUUCGCUAUGUGGACUACGGCGGAUAUAAGAGGGUGAAAGUGGACGUGCUCCGGCAGAUCAGGUCUGAUUUCGUGACCCUGCCAUUCCAGGGAGCAGAAGUGCUUCUGGACAGUGUGAUGCCCCUGUCAGAUGAUGACCGCUUUUCACCGGAAGCAGAUGCAGCUAUGAGCGAGAUGACAGGAAAUACAGCUCUGCUCGCCCAGGUGACAAGUUACAGUCCGACUGGCCUCCCUCUCAUUCAGCUGUGGAGUGUGGUUGGAGAUGAAGUGGUGUUGAUAAACCGAUCGCUGGUGGAGCGAGGCCUUGCACAGUGGGUAGACAGCUACUACUCGAGCCUCUGACCCUGGCCCGGGGCUGCUGCUUGCGUCUUUUUUUGCACUGUUGAGACUGGGCUUGGCACUCAAGGCAAAGCUACAACCUGAGAGUAACCAGUGUCAUCCUCUUGAGUCUGCUCUUCCCCACCUGUAGUACCGUGGAGAACAUGAUUCCUUUCUGAAGAAAAGGGACUUAACUGUGGUUCUUUCCAAAGCCAUAGGAGCCAGCUGGCUUAACUGUGCUCUGAGUCUCUCCCAGGUUGUCCUAAUCCCCUCCACUCCAUUCCCCACCUCUUCCAUCUCCCCUCUUCUCGCCCCCCCAGCACCCCGAAGGCUGCAGCAGGCAGGCCAAGGUGUGUGGCCCACCUGAGGGGGUUUCUUUUACUUCAGUCUUUCUUCAGGGAGCAGCCAUGAACUGACUAAUUGGUAUCGAUUCCCUGUAUGGCUCACGUAAAUGGUCUGAUGCAGUUUUUAUGCCCUUCCUCUAGGUCUCUGGGAACCCAGAUUCUUUUUAAUGCAGAUGUAAAUAUGAAGUGAUUGUCACACCUCUGGCCCCAGUCAGCGGGGAAGGGAACAGUGAUCUUGCCAAGCCUGGUUGUAAUUUGUAACCAUUUUCUACUUGUGCAAACUGUAAAUAUAUGUUUAAAAAUGUAAUAUUUUGUACAAGAUACACUGGAGAACAAAGGGAACUCAAGGUUUUUCCAUGCACUUCACCUGUAAGAAGUGAGUCCUGUUGCGCACACCUGCCCACCCCGGCUCCUUCUGCCCGGGAAGGGAGCUUCCUGUGCACCAGACAGGAAAACCAGAUGGGCCAAGCCAUCAUCUGGGGAGUUUUUGCUGUACACAUUUGUUUAAAAAAAAAAAAAAAAGUAACUCAUUGAAUUAACUUGGAACGGUGUGUUUGAUUCUUUUUUCAGACUGCCUCUAGCAUUGUGCAGAUUAUGAAUAAGUAAUUUAAAUAACUUGAACUUAUAUAAAUCUUGAAUUGUAUAAA